Molecule: messenger RNA, 1158 nt
Organism: Lucilia sericata (common green bottle fly)
Lineage: Eukaryota; Metazoa; Arthropoda; Insecta; Diptera; Calliphoridae
Gene: Gr9a
Product: putative gustatory receptor 9a
Exons: 2
Biological process (GO): sensory perception of taste
Cellular component (GO): membrane
Source: RefSeq, a predicted model, not a curated record
AUGUCACCAACAACUUUAAAUAAAAUAUAUCUCUAUUAUUUACGCUUUAUGGGCGUAAGUUGUCAUUCGAAUAAUAAAUGUACAGAAAAUUUGCUAAUAUUUUAUAACUUAAUAUUUAUCAUACUGGAUGUGAAACUGGUCUAUAACUUUAGCUCACGUGCUAGCGAGGAUACGGCCGAUAUAAAUGUUAUACAAAAUAUAAUGGUUUUUGUAAAUCUAGCCCUUGUUUUGGCCUUUAAAAUUGUGCGCAUAUUUAUUGCUUGUCGUGUGAUAAUGAAACGUAAAAUGGAGGCUUAUAUUUUGAAACUAUUUGAAGAAAUUGAAGAUGAUUUUCAAUUGAAAUUAUUUCAUAAUUUAGAAUUAAGUAAUUGUUAUAAAAUUGUAUUCUAUAGAUAUUUUUGUCUGGUGGAGAUUCUAUCGAAUACCAUUGCCUUAAUCUAUAAAUGGUAUUACACAAGUCUUUCCUCCCUAUUGACUUAUUUUCGUUUUCUAUUGACAUUGCAGGCCAUUAGGGCAGUUUAUUUACAAUUUGUUUUGAUUAUUAUUAAAAUUGAUGAGAAUUUAGAAAAUCUGGAAAAAUGUUUAAAAAUCAAUCUACAUGAGCAACAACAACAAAAACACCAGCAGAAGAAGGACAAACAGCAAACAGUUGGACAUCCGGCGGAAAUGAAUGUUUUUAAUAAUCAAUGUAUUUUAUAUAAUGUUGGCAGUGGUGUUGGUAGUGGUGGCAUGUCUGUUGUCAGACACUAUUUGCUGCAACGUAUCUGGACAAUGAAAUGUAUUUAUGGCAAAAUAAUUCAAAUCUCUUUAACAUGUUCAUCAUUAUUUGGCUUAUCCGUUUUACUAACGAAUUUCCUGUGUAUUUGUGAAUUAACCGAGAUUAUGUAUGUUGCAGUUACUGCACUCGCCUACCAAUCAUUCGAUGUAAGGGAGGUUUUGCAUGGUCUGCAUAUGGUUUUGCCAAUGCUUAUUAUAUUGUUAACAAUGUGUUGGUUGAGUGACAAAUGUUCGAGAAGGGUUAUUAGAAUAGCCAAACAAUUGAAAACCUCAUCAGUACCCGCUUUUUAUAUCGAUGACUUCAUUAUGCAAAUUCUACAAAAUCCUAUUAAAUUUUCAGCCUACAAUUUCUAUGAAUUAAAUUUGAGUACAAUUUUCAAA